Molecule: messenger RNA, 718 nt
Organism: Drosophila bipectinata
Lineage: Eukaryota; Metazoa; Arthropoda; Insecta; Diptera; Drosophilidae
Product: acyl-coenzyme A thioesterase 13-like
Molecular function (GO): fatty acyl-CoA hydrolase activity
Source: RefSeq, a predicted model, not a curated record
AUAUGUUAUCUAUCGAGUUUCAGUUUAUACGUAUACGGCGAGCAAAACAAAACACGAAAAACUAAAAGUUGGGGCUCUCAAACACUCGUAUCAGCCCCAACACCCUUGCAUUUCUGAAAAUCUUCAACGCCGCUGCCUGUGACGUUCUGCUCAUUGCUGUUCUUCACUUCGUCGGGAAAAGUUUAAAGCAGAAUGUCGGGAAAAACUAAAGGCUUUGAUUUUAUAGUUAAAAUUUCAGACCAUUGUCGCAAUUCCAAUGGUUUUGACCGUGUUUUAAGAAUGAUCAAAAUGGUGGAUGGUGGCAAUGGUCGUGCUGUGGGAGAGUUUACUGUUUGUCCAGAGCACUGUAAUCGUCAGGGAACCUUGCACGGAGGUCUCAUAUCCACAAUUUUAGACAACGUAACCACCUACGCAAUGAUGUCCAAAGGAAGCCAUCCCGGCGUAACCGCCAAUCUCAGUGUUAGCUUUCUAGCGCCGGCGAAGCUUGGAGAGGUUGUCCAGAUCGAAGCAAAUACUGUUCGAGCGGGAAAGAAAAUGGCCUAUCUGGAUUGUGUCUUCAAGCUAAAGUCGGAUGGAAGAAUACUUGCCAAAGGUGGACAGGUGAAAUAUAUUCAGUUUGAUGAUGAAAAAAUAAAUUAUAAGAAGUUCUAAAUAAAAUAUAAAUAUUUAAAUAAAGGCGCCGAUUACGAUCAAUCGAAAUCGACUAUCGAAUUUUAAA